ACAGAUCAGCUAGCUCCACCAGAGAAGCAAAGCAAACCCUUCUUCCCUGAGAUGGCAUCCGGUUCGAUGAGCUCCUCCUGGACCGCGAAGGAGAACAAGAUGUUCGAGAAGGCACUGGCGGUGUACGACAGGGACACCCCCGACCGCUGGCACAAGAUCGCCCGGGCCAUCGGCGGGAAGACGGCGGACGAAGUGAAGCGCUACUACGACCUGCUCGUGGAGGACGUGCGCCGCAUCGAGGCUGGCCAAAUGCCGUACGCCAAUUACCGGUCCUCUAAUGGCAGAGGUUGAGAGUGUUUGGAGCUCAACCGGAGAACGAACAAGAAGCAAGGAGCAUUUCACUGUUCUGGAUAUCAGUUAUCACAAUCUUAAUUAUAGGAC
This is a messenger RNA of Musa acuminata subsp. malaccensis (wild Malaysian banana), 381 nucleotides long. RefSeq names its product protein RADIALIS-like 3. Gene Ontology annotation, molecular function: DNA-binding transcription factor activity. The record is from RefSeq and is a predicted model, not a curated record. NCBI's taxonomy places the organism in Eukaryota, Viridiplantae, Streptophyta, Magnoliopsida, Zingiberales, Musaceae.